This is a messenger RNA of Solanum stenotomum, 505 nucleotides long. RefSeq lists its product as uncharacterized. NCBI's taxonomy places the organism in Eukaryota, Viridiplantae, Streptophyta, Magnoliopsida, Solanales, Solanaceae. The transcript has 3 exons. The coding region runs from base 51 to 488 and encodes 145 amino acids. The record is from RefSeq and is a predicted model, not a curated record.
UCUUCUUCACAAAACUAUUUCAAAUUUUAUUCUCUUUCUGAUAAGCUUCAAUGGCUGCAUUAACCUCCGUUUCACUAUCAUUUCGUAUAUCUAACCUUCAAACUCGAACAAAUUACAGACAAUUGCCCAUUAUACGCGCAUCAUCUGCAUCAGCAUCAGCUAUGCCUUCUCAUGAAUCAUCAAGUGAAAGUACUGUACUAACAUCACCAGUAGUGCCCUUUGUUGAGCCCUCUAAGACCCCUCAAAAUAGACUUGUUAGAUUUGUUCAGAACACUGAGUCAACUGUCGAAAUGGCCAUAUUUGACUUCCGCUUUCUGGCGUUCUUUGCUAUUGGAGGUUCAUUGGCUGGUUCACUGCUCUGCUUCCUCAAUGGUUGUAUCUACAUUUUUGACGCUUACAAGGUUUAUUGGACGAGCUGUGUCAAAGGAAUUCACACAGGACAGAUGGUUCUGCGGUUGGUUGAAGCUAUAGGUGAGUUUCUGAAAUGAUCUUUGAUUUCUUAAAG